UGAACGUCACGCCACAAUCUCACGACAUGUCAAAGACAACAGAGAGCUGCCGUUUGUGUUGAAAAUUGUCUCUAGCAGCGAUCAAUUAGCAUCAACAUAUUUUAAUCGUUGCUUACACUUUGCGGACUAGCAAUGCCUCACAAGUUGAGCUGUGGUUAUUUGGUAAUUGGUAUAGUGAUCCAUAUUGCCACUAUGGAGUCUGUCUUUUCUAACCAGAUGGUAUCCUGUCGCACCCAGCAAGGUGUACAUGAUCCCACAUACCUUAUACGAUUAUUGUCCUUACCAGCUAAGCGUAUUAUUACUCAUGCACUAAUACAUUACUAAACAGAUAUAAAAUCAUUUAAUCAAUGUGUGUUUUAGAUAGAAAAAUCACUCUCUACAAGAAAAAUAUUACAGUGUAUCAACUUGCUGGUUCACUUCUUUAUUUCACUCCCAAUUUUUCCGAUGUCAGCCUCAAUGAAGCACCUUCUAAGAAGUACACUUGGAUUGCCAGCAUCUAUGGAAAUGACUAUAUUUACAAGUGGCAAAAAGCCGGCGGAAGACCAGAUAAGAGAGUCUUUUAUGUUCGUUACAAAACACUUCACACAACAUGGAUAAGCGAAGCGCACGAUGGUGCUCGAGUCAAAUAUGAAGCUCGUAUAAAAAAGUCUAAGAAAUUUCUUUCAGCGACAGCAACUCUACAUAUUGGUGUUCCUCCACAAAUUUCGAGACAAUCAAACAGUUUACUAGGUUUCCCAGAGUCUUUUGUUGAAGCUUGUUUUAAUGUCACCGGAAGUCCUGAGCCUUCACUAACAAUCAGCAAAAGAGACGGAGCAGACGUUUCUAUAGCUUCUAUACUGAAGAACUGCGUUCGCUUCGGCCCUCUGAAAGUCACUGAUACGGGAAACAUCACUGUAAAUGUAAACAACUGUUACGGAAAUUCAAACGUAAAUAUUUAUCUUUACGUUUCUCAACCUAAAAUCUCUACUCCUGAAAAAUUUGAAACAAGUACUAUGACAAUAGGAGCAACAAACCAAAGUGCUGGAAAUAAAGCAGAUGACAAAACUUCAUCAAAAAUUUCAAUUUGGAGUUAUGUAGUUAUUGCUAUUUUUAGCAUCGCAGCUCUAACUGUAUUUGUUACUCUGCUUGUCUUUUGUAUUAGAAGAGCUAAGUUUCUAAGAGAGAAACGCCAAGAGUCAAGUUAUGAUCCACCCUUACAAUCACAGCCAUCAGUGUAUGAGACAGAAGUGAAUAUGACGACAGCAACAUUUAGCAAAUGCGCAACUACGCUUGGAGAGUAUGACGAGCCAGUUGUAUGCAAUAUUUCGGCUGAAGAAGUAUCGUGUGCAACCACACCAGAAAGACAAGCAGUCAAGUUUUCUUUGAGGUCUGACACCGCGAAUAAAAUUGCAGCUGACGAGACAACUGGAGGAGGUUAUGACGUACCAUGUUUUCUGGGUGUGGAUUCAACUAGACAUUUUUCUAAGUCGCAAGUUGCUGCUAACGCAAAUAACAUGCCGACUGAGGAAUAUGAUCACCUUGACCAUAAUGAUGAAAAUAGAGCAGUGACUACAGCAAUUCCUCGUUCUUCUUCCCUCACAUAUGCUACUGUCAACAAAUACUAUAAAAAUGUUAGUCAAAAUUUAUGCGCUAACACCGUUGUUUAG
Molecule: messenger RNA, 1646 nt
Organism: Corticium candelabrum
Lineage: Eukaryota; Metazoa; Porifera; Homoscleromorpha; Homosclerophorida; Plakinidae
Exons: 9
Coding region: 348-1646 (432 amino acids)
Source: RefSeq, a predicted model, not a curated record